CUUCUCUCUGUCUCUCCCAGACACAUAAACUCUCAGAGGGAACCAAAACCAAGAUUUUCAUGGCGUUCGCAUCUUGGUUCUCUCGUUUCAGUUCUUCUUCAAGGAACAUUUACAAGAUCAUCCAGAGUUCAUCCGUCCACCAUAUUCGCACUCAUAGUACUUGCACCGUAGAGGCUUUCAACUCCGGGGGUACUAAACCAGUGCGGUCAUGGUCAAGCUCUCUUAUUCCCCUGGCCGUCGCGCUCUCUGCUGGAUCAAUUGUCUUUGACAUUGAGAGAAAUCCUUCGCUGUGCGAUGCCGUCGGUGUUGAUGAUUACCGUGGUGGUACCGUUGGGGGCAAAGAUAGCACGGACCUUCUUGUGAAAGGUUCCCGCAAGGAUGCACCCCAAGAGCUUAUGGACGAAUUGAAGACAAUUUGUGGAGGAAAUAUGACGCUGGAUUAUGAUGAGAGAUACUUUCACGGGAAGCCACAGAACAGUUUCCACAAAGCAGUAAAUAUCCCUGACACUGUUGUUUUCCCAAGGUCUGAAGAUGAAGUCUCUAAGAUUGUCAGAUGUUGUAAUAACCAUAGGGUUCCUAUUGUACCAUAUGGUGGAGCUACGUCGAUUGAGGGUCACACUUUGUCUCCACAUGGGGGUGUUUGCAUCGACAUGUCACUGAUGAAAAAUGUUAAAGCACUGCAUGUUGAAGACAUGGAUGUGGUUGUCGAGCCUGGGAUUGGAUGGAUGGAGCUUAAUGAAUACCUGGAACCUUAUGGUCUUUUCUUCCCACUUGAUCCAGGUCCUGGUGCAUCCAUUGGGGGCAUGUGUGCUACACGUUGCUCUGGGUCAUUAGCUGUAAGGUAUGGAACCAUGCGUGAUAAUGUCAUCAACCUUAAGGUUGUUCUGGCAAAUGGGGAUGUAGUCAAGACUGGUUCUCGUGCAAGAAAAAGUGCUGCAGGAUAUGAUUUGACAAGGCUGAUAAUUGGAAGUGAAGGAACCUUGGGAGUGAUAACUGAAGUUACUUUACGGCUUCAAAAAAUUCCCCAGUACUCAGUGGUCGCGAUGUGCAACGUUCCAACAAUUAAGGAUGCGGCUGAUGUUGCUAUUGCCACUAUGCUGUCUGGGAUCCAGGUGUCAAGAGUAGAGCUGUUGGAUGAGGUUCAAGUGAAGGCUAUCAACAUUGCUAAUGGGAAACACUUGCCUGAAGUUCCAACGUUGAUGUUUGAAUUUAUUGGGACAGGUGGGAGUUAAUUCUUUUCUUGUCUUUUUGGUGGCUCAAUUUCAUGUGCUACAUAUUUAUUUUCUCUUUCUUAGCAGGAAACUGCCAUUCAGUUCCUUGAACUAUGUUUGUCAGUGGAUAUAUGGUGUUUUUUUAUAACUUGCAUCUUGUGGACAGAAAUCAUUGUCACUCAACUUGGUCAACGUGCGAGUCUUUUCUUCCCAUGAUUUUUAUAGCACUUUGUUCUAGCCAUAAACAAAGCUAAAUGAAAUUGUAUAAAAGAGGUUUAGAUUAUCCAUUAUUGCAUUCUUUUCCUUUGCAAGUAGGAUUGUUUAAGAGAUGGCAUGAAAAAUUGAUCUUCAUUGUCUCUUAUCUUGAGUUAUCCUUAAAAUUUCACAACCAUCAACUUUGAUUUGUCUUAAUAGAAGUUUUAUUUGGCUGGGUUUAGUCCUUGGUACAUACAUUGUAUAGAAAUUAGACCUAUUUUCUGUUGAUUUCAAACAAAUUUAUUCUGCUAUAGGUUACUUAAUCAUCUUUAUGUGCAUACUGAGUCCAUCUUUUUUUUUUUUCCUCCUUUGUAUUGAAGUUUCAAUAUUUUAUGAACAUAUUGAUUGGUUUCAUUGUUUAGCUUUUAUGACAUUAUCAGAGACCAACUCUUCAACUGUUAUCAUUUAGUUUCUGUUCUUGGCAAGGAUUAGAGUAUCGGUGUCGGUUGCUGUAUCGGUCGGCCAAAAUUGAGGGGAAAAAAAAAAGGAAGCACUAGCAGCGGUGCUGCCAGCGCAGGACAA
Messenger RNA from Macadamia integrifolia, 1988 nucleotides. RefSeq names its product D-lactate dehydrogenase [cytochrome], mitochondrial-like. Lineage: Eukaryota; Viridiplantae; Streptophyta; Magnoliopsida; Proteales; Proteaceae. Gene Ontology annotation, cellular component: mitochondrion. Bases 60 to 1232 code for a protein of 390 amino acids. Gene Ontology annotation, biological process: lactate catabolic process. Gene Ontology annotation, molecular function: FAD binding; D-lactate dehydrogenase (NAD+) activity; D-lactate dehydrogenase (cytochrome) activity. The transcript is spliced from 13 exons. The record is from RefSeq and is a predicted model, not a curated record.